GGAAACAACCACCAAUAUCAUCACUCUCCUUUUGAGACUCAUCAAACCGUUCACAAGAAAAAGCUACACUUUUUGUCUGUUCAAAGCCUGCACUUUUUAUCCAUUGAAUAGAAGGAGAUACUCUUCUGUUGGCUCAUUGUUUAUUUCAUAAGCCUUUGAACAUUCUUGGCAUCUUUCAGAGCUGAAAUCUUGGUUUAAUCCUUGAGAUCCAUGAUUUAUCUCAUGAUCUGAAGUUGACAAGACUAUCUUUUAUUUUGAGUAAUCAUGGCAUGCUCCUUGAAGAGUGUUUUCUGUGUUCCUGAAUUGAUGAAUGAGAGCAUGGUUUUGGGGCUUUGUCCCUCAAGACAUGGCAAAGCAAAAUCAAGGACUACUUGUUCUGUUUCGAGUACUGGUUUCAUGGGAAAAUCCAUUGCUCUUGCAAAUGAAAAAGGCUCUGGGUAUUGCAGUUCUAGAACCUCUAGAAAUGCCCCUAUCAUGGCACAGUCAUCAAUUUGCAUUAGCAGAACUUUGAAGUGGUGGAAAAAGAACCUUAAGCCUAAUAUGAUUGAGAUCCAUUCAGCGCAAGAGCUUGUGAGUUCUUUGCUCAACGCUGGUGAUUCAUUGGUUGUGGUGGAUUUCUAUUCACCUGGCUGUGGUGGCUGCAAAGCACUCCACCCAAAGAUCUGUCAAAUUGCUGAACUGUACCCAACAGCAAUCUUUCUGAAAGUAAAUUACGAGGAGCUGAAAACUAUGUGUCAAAGUCUGCACAUUCAUGUUUUACCAUUCUUCAGAUUCUACAGAGGAGCUGAGGGUCGAGUUUGUAGCUUCAGCUGUACCAAUGCAACUAUCAAGAAAUUUAAAGAUGCCUUAGCAAAGCAUGGGAGUGAACGCUGUAGUUUAGGCCCUGCAAAAGGCUUAGAUGAUUCAGAGUUGAAAGAUUUGGCUUCAAUAGGUGAAAUAUCAUCAGUAAAUUCACCAUUACUAUAUCCAAUGAAAGGGAAAUUGUUGGAGGAUUUGGUUCUAGAAAACCAUGAUUUUUCUGGUGCUUGGAACAUGGCAAGUAAUCAUGCAUUGAAUGGUUUAUAAAUUAUAAGCUAUAGCAAAUAGGGUAUUUUUCUCACCA
Messenger RNA from Lotus japonicus, 1102 nucleotides. Its product is annotated as thioredoxin-like 1-2, chloroplastic. Lineage: Eukaryota; Viridiplantae; Streptophyta; Magnoliopsida; Fabales; Fabaceae. Gene Ontology annotation, biological process: cell redox homeostasis. The coding region runs from base 265 to 1065 and encodes 266 amino acids. The record is from RefSeq and is a predicted model, not a curated record. The transcript is spliced from 4 exons.